Molecule: messenger RNA, 4740 nt
Organism: Plasmodium fragile
Lineage: Eukaryota; Apicomplexa; Aconoidasida; Haemosporida; Plasmodiidae
Exons: 1
Coding region: 1-4740 (1579 amino acids)
Source: RefSeq, a predicted model, not a curated record
AUGCUACGAAUAACUCCCCUUUUUGUACUCUCCAUUUUAUUCUGUUUUUUUCUUUUCUCCUGGCAAAAUGCAUUAACAAUCGAUGACGACAAAAAUAAAAGGGCUACCUUGUUGGCUUUGCUAAAAAGCACCUUUAUUGAUAAUACGGAAAAUAAAAAUGCAGACGACAUACAAGGUGCAUUAGAAAAUAUAAACAAUAUGACCUUGCACCCCACAGAUACAGAAAAGUUUGAUAAAUUUUUGGAUCACUUUUUUAAAUUUUAUAGCAUUUAUGUAACUUUCAAUGAUGUGGACAAAAGGGUGUUACACCUCUCUGGGGUUUUAAAUGAAGUGUACGUGGACGUAGAGUCCCUCAGCAAGGAAAACCUGCAGAAACAUUUUGAGAGUGUUUACGAGAAGGGACUCAAUUUGAUUAAUUUAAUCUUGCAUAGUAAUUUGGUGCAUCCCAAAUAUGAUGACACGGUGGUGCAGGGGGUGGACUGGGGGGAAGAUGAACACACGGAUGACUCCACACAAGACGGCUACCCUCAGGAGAAGGACGACCCCGCUGAGAACAACGCCCCUUACGACACCCAGGAGUUUCAAGAACCCACCCAUUAUGAUCAAAGCGAAAAGUACGAGGUGACGCCUGAAUAUCCUCAUCACUACGACGAAGGUGUCAAUGAAGAAUACCCGGAGGAUGUGGAUUACGAAAAUGGUGAGGAAUACGAUGCGCCAGAGGAUCCGGGUGAGCACGAUCACCACCAUGAGGACAAUCACGAUGAGCACUACGAUGAGGACCAUCAUCACCAUGAAGACCAUCACGAUGUACAAUACGAAUACGACGAACACAACCACCCGGACAAUCACCACCAUCAAGAUGGGGAAUACGAAUACGACGAACAAAGCCACCACGAUAACCCAGACCAUCACCACCAUCACGAUGGGCAGUACGAAUACGACGAAAAAAGCCACCACGAUAACCCGGACCAUCACCACCAUCACGAUGGGCAGUAUGAGUACGACAAAUACUACCAAGACGACGCACACGACGAACCCUACUAUGACGACCAUCACUAUGUGGAAAACAAAAAGAAAAUCAAAAUCGUAGGAAAAAAACUCAAAAACUUGCUAGCCAUGAAAAACAUCAAACUAAAUAACAACUCCAAUGGAGAACUUAAAGUGAAUUUCUAUACAAACUACAUGAAUUACUUUAACACCCCAUACGCUGCACCCCCAUUUCCUUUUCAUAACAACAUCUUCGAAUAUGCCGAGGUGUGUUCAGAUGAUAAGAACUGCCCAUACAACUACUAUGAUGACAAGAUUUACUAUGACGGUGAGAAGGAGUAUAAACCAGCACAUGAAAAAUGGGACAUGCAGAGGGGGGCACACCAGGAAGGGUCAUACGAUGUAUACAAAUACGCAAUGAAGGAAAUGUACGACAACAUUAAAAAGAAGUCAGGCAGAAAGGGAAGUAAAAAUAAAUGCUGGGGGAAAAAAAAGACUGGAAAAUAUCAAAUAAAGGAAGGAAGCAAUGGGGAUAAUGACGACGAUGAUGAAGACCCAGACGAAGAUGAGCAACUGCAGCAUCAGCUACCUUACCAAGGAUAUGAACCAAACAAUAAGUCUAAAUAUGACCAUAAGGAUAAAAAAAUUCAUGGACAAAACGUUGAUGAUGAGGAAACAACUGACAAGGCACCAACAGAAAAUGAAAAAAAAGGCAUCGAUUUUUCUUAUACCUAUUACAACCCGUAUUACAUGUUCAAACUGGGAAGCAACACGCCAACCGCCAAGGGCGUGCAACUGGAAGGGGGAAAAGGCGAUAAGGACGAGGAAGAAGAAUCGGAAGAGAUAGAACAAGUGGAUGGCGAAACCGGUACGGAGAACAAUAAGGCACAGCAUAACUCCGCAAACCCGUUGGUAAACAAGUUUCCAGAAGUGGCAGACUAUCUAGAGCCGAGCGAAAGCAAAAACAACGAACUGCUGGAGGACAAAAAUACUCUUGGACAAAGCAACAAAAGCAGACCCAUACACAAAAAAAAAGAAAUGAAGAGCAAAAAAAUGAAAACAAAGAAAGACUUGGUAGACCAAAAGGCAACAGAGAAUCUUAAAGACACCAUGUACGUUAAAGUAGGACAAAAUGGAACAAAUGGAUUCUUAAAUUUCUUUGAUUUUAGAGAACAUGCAGUAAAAAGCAAUUUCAAGGAUCUCUUAAAUAUCAUGAAGUCCUUAAAAGUGUUUAAUAUAACCGAAACGAUUAUUUUUAUUGAGAAGUUGACACAAUCUGUGUGUGCCUCAUACUGCAUGGGCAUCACAGAUGUAUUAGAGCUAGCAAAUAAUGAUAUGCUAUUGUAUGAGAAAAUGUCAUUCCACUUCCAUAACAAUGUCAUGCUUGUCAAGAGUAAUGCAGAAUACGAACUUAGCGCCACAAAUUUUGAAAAUCUGUUAGAUUUGCUAAACAUAAAUAAAGAAACCAUACCUCUUAUUUGCCCUUGUAAAUCCUACAACAACAAUAUGAUCAGCUACUGUAAGCAGUACACAUACAGUAUGAAAGGAUAUUUUACCCAGUCGAACAACCCGGAAUACUUGGAGAAAUUUACUCCCUCUUACUUGCUGGAGCAGUUAAUACUUCUGCAGGAGAAAUUGGAUUAUAUUAAAAAGAAUGGAAAAAUGUCCUCAGAGAAGUCUGUGAAAGUUUUGGAUAGUAAGGACCUUCAGACGACGGCCUACUACCACAACAGCAGGUACUUCCCCCCCUUGAAGUCGUGCAGCGCAUCCGCCAAUGCAACUCUAAGUGGCGUCGUCGGUGGGGGAAGCGGACCUAGCCUUGGUAGUGAAUUUGAGGGAGGCAUGGAUGACGACCAUGGUCUAAGCACCAGCGAAACGUCCAGCAAAACCACCAAAUACACUACCACCACCACAGAGGAAUCACACAACGGAACCACCACCAACAACAACGGAAGUGAGGCCACUACUGACAAGCUUACAUACCCAGAUGUAGACGCACUAAACAUAUACUACAACGCCUCCCCCGUGGACCUGAAAGACAUGCAAGAUGUUAAGAACGUACUCAUUGACGAAGUGAAGUCGAAAAUAUUUUACAUAAACUCGUACCGAAUAGGAGACCAGUUUUUCCCCACGUACAGUAACCAAGGCAAAGACGAUCACGACUUGGAAAUUAUGGUGUCGGUUAAUCCUUCCAAAGUGAAUUCUAUACACCUGAUGAAUAAGGGAAGCCCCAAGUUGGGCCACUUCAUGGUGCCUAAGCUGGAGACUUUCUCCACAGACUCCAAGGGAGGAAAUAAUAAUUGUGGCAGCGGUGGAUGUAGCGGCGAUGGUGGAAACCUCGCGAAUCACAAAAUCAUGGGAAACAGUGACUGGAUUCCUUUGAAAAGCCCUCUCAACCAUGAAGACUUUUACAAUGCGAAAAAGCUGCACAUGAACCUUUUUGACCUUGAGGGGAAGAAAUUAUACGAAAAGGACAUGGACGAAAGCGACAGCGUGAAUUUGAAGUUGGGCUUUUUUGGGAAGCAAGAGAAUGUGAUGAAGGAGUCCUCAUCAGAUGCGAAGGAUCCCAACGAGGGCCAAGGAGGAAGUGCGACAGAUGGGGGAGAGGAAGCGGAAAGCGAGAACAACGUAAAUGAGAGCGACGAACAUUCUGGGGAGUGUCUCAAACUGCAGAGCAAAAUUGGAAAACCUUGCAAGCGUAAAAGGAAAAAAGCGAUAAACGUCAAGUAUUUAAUUUAUUUUUUUAAAAAUGUACAUGUAUGGAAAACGGUGGAUUAUUGCAAAAACCUAAACUACUUAGAUAACUACUUGAAGAACAUUAAUUACAACGAAGAGAUGAUAUUCCAGGAGUAUCUGGACAAAGACACGGUCAUGCUCAAAUUCGCCUCGAGCUCGAAGAACAAAUACAAAGUGGACAUGGAUUACUUCAUAUUCCUACUGCAAAAAAUUUCACUAAUUAUGUACGUGGAAGAUUUGUGUGGAAUUUUCCAAAUAGAACAAAUGAAGCCAAAUAGCAAAAUGGACAAGUACAUAGAAGACGUAGAAAACAUCCACAGCUUUAUUGAAAAACACAUUCUGUUUUCACAUGAACAAUUUGUUACCAAAAACAAAUAUGGAAAAGAAUUAUCCAUAAUUUCUACUGCCAACUUUUUUUCUUCCAAAAAGGAUAUUAUCCUAAAUAGUCAACCAUACAACAAUAUCAUAUUUAGCGAAAAGGAAAUUUAUGAAGCGCUCUACAAUUAUAUGGAAGAUGUGUUAACAGAGCGAAUGCUGAAUGCAACUUCGUUGACACCAUACGGUUUCAUUUUGUACAAACCAUCUUUAACAGAUGUAGAUGAUAUCAAAUUAAAACUAUCCCAAAAUGAAUUCAUCACAAAAUAUUCCAGAAGCGCUGUAGAUAAAUAUAUAUAUUAUGAGUACAGAAAAGUUGGAAACAGCAUUCUCCAGCAUCAUGCAGACGUCACUCCCAAAUUAAGUGAACAUUCAGAUGAACUCAAAGAAUACACUUUAAUCAUUUACAAUGAUAAUCCAUCCAUGACAAACAUUAUAAUCCAGACCACUGUUAACGUUUUGAAUAUUUCCUUUUUGCAUAGCUUGUUAGAGGUCAUUUUAGACAUUAGGGCUACUCAGCAAUUCUUUUCCUACAAGGGAAGAUUCAUCCCCAUAAACGCCUUCAUCAUUUUGGACGAGGGAGUGAACUACCUCUUCUUUAACUACGCUCCGAAUGAAAACCACAUCAACUAUAACGUGUGA